Messenger RNA from Echinostoma caproni, 1557 nucleotides. Lineage: Eukaryota; Metazoa; Platyhelminthes; Trematoda; Plagiorchiida; Echinostomatidae. The record is from the annotation of a GenBank genome assembly.
AUGAUGGUUGGGGCCUUCGGUUCUGGGCUCGUGAAGCUCGCAGGCUAUCGGCAAAACGAAGACUCAUUUGUUGGAAUAACUGGGAAGAAUUCAGUCGAAUGGGUCGUAGCAAUGUUUGCCUGUGCGGAGUACAACUAUAUUUACACUCCAUUGUAUUCAACUCUGGGCAACGAAGGACUGCAACACAUUCUAAAUCAGACUGAGCUGGAAGUCGCAGUCUGCCAAACGUCGGAAGAGGCCGCUCAUUUGAUCAAGGAUUUCUCAUCUUGUCUUAGAUUGGUUAUCAUUUGUCGACAAGAUGAGGCGGGAAAGAAUCUAAAAUCCGAACACACGUCUGCAAUAAGAGUUCUGUUCUUCGAGGAAGUGUUGGGUGCCACACUUCUAUCGGGCGCAAGAGCUGGCAUUGUCACUAAUCCCCCGGAAUCACUUUUGGCAGAUAUUGCUGCCAUCCGACCAACCGUGUUUACUUCGGUACCUAGAGUUCUCAACCGAAUACGUUCGGAAUUUUACAAGAAGUUUCCGAAGUCGACUAAUCUACAAAAACGCUUGCAGCACCUCAUUGAUUCGAAGAAUACUGAGCAGGAAAAGGGAAUUUUCUCCAACAGCAGUUUUGUUGAUCGAAUAUUUUUCAAAAAGUUUCGAAAAGCUAUGGGUGGACGUGUUUCCUUAAUAGUUUCCGCGAGCGCUGCCAUGGAACCGGAUGUGAUACGCUUCUUCCGAGCUGCUUUAGGCUGUCCAGUAGUUCAAGUAUAUGGCAUGACCGAAUUAACUGGUGGUGGUAGUGCCACCCCCAUUGGUGAUUGUUCCUUGGGUUCCGGGGGUGCACUGAUGUACGAAUACCAUGUGAAACUAAAGGAUGUUCCAGAAAUGGGAUUGUUUGUGAAUCGCAAUCAUCGGGGUGAGGUUUGUUUCCGCGGUCCGGGAUGUACAUCUGGCUACUAUCGAGACCACGAGAACACUGCCAAAUUGUAUGACGAACAGGGUUGGUUAAGAACCGGAGAUAUCGCUCAGUGGAACGAGCAAGGCGGUCUUGAAAUCGUGGAUCGAUGCAAAAGUAUGUUCAAACUUGCUCAAGGCGAAUAUAUUGCCCCCGAGAAAGUGGAAGGAGUGUACGCAUUGUCUAACUUGGUCCGGGUUAUCCUCGUUGAUGGGAGCUCAAACGUUUCAUUCGCUGUUGCGAUUGUUUGGCCUGACUUUUUGGAAUUACGCAAAAGUGUUGCCCAAAUGGGAGUGAAACAACCAGCAACAGGGUCCUUGCCGAACAUAACUAGUUCACUGGGAGCCCUAUCGGACGAAGAGUUGUGCUGCAACAUUCACGUCCGACUCUUUGUGUUGAAUCAACUGAACACACUAGCACGCCAACGGAAAUUGAAGGGUUUUGAGAUGGUAAGGGCCAAGAAUGUUUUUCUCACGACAGAGGUUUUCUCGCCAGAAAAUGGGCUGCUGACACCAACUUUGAAAAUUGCUCGAUUCAAGGCCCGAGCUCACUUCCAGGAGGUCGUUAAAUCGCUGUACGCCGAAGGCGAACUGAUACCAAGUGGUCAGAAUGCUGUGUGA